UAUAUACUGUGUAACUUAUGCCAUGACCGCCACAACUGGGAUUGUCUCAUUUAUAUGUCUGACUUUCAUGUAUAACUUUGUUCAGUUGAAUGCAAAGAUCGACUAAGAUGAGCAACCUUCUAAUUCUUUUGUCUGUUGACAUUUACAUACUGAAGUGCAUGGCACUGUCUUUGCUAUGUUGUUAGUCAUGUCAAGCUUGUUACAUUCUCGUACGUCUUGGACCCCGAUAUAUCGUGCUGUGUUGGCAGUAAAAUAUAGGAAGGCUGACUCAAGAGUUGUGUCGACUGGUCGCAUCGGCUGGAUAUCUUCUUCUCAAGACUCGAGGUAAAAUAGUCUAAUUCCUUAGGAGACUAGAAAAUAACUAAACACCAGCCAUGCUUUCAACGGUCGGGGCAGCAAAACAUAAGGAAAGGUUGUUUACAGGCCUUAGUGAUUUGAGCACUGACUACAAUUUUCAACUCUUCGAUUAGUUGCAGCGCAAAUCGUGUGUAAUUUUUUUUACAUCGUUAAAUAAAAUAUCGUGAGCCUCUUUUAUCGUAUAUAAGCUCGGAUAACAAUGGGGAAUAAGUGCCAUAUUCAAGUGACCUUGGUGGGGUCAGCAAACGUUUACUGGCCUUAUUGAAUUGAAUAUUGACUACACUAUUGGCUACAUUUACUGCAUUCGAACAACUUUGCUGUAUGUAAGGUCGAACUGCUAAAGGGUUGCAAAUGGUUAUGUAUAAAUAUGGUUACAGACCCGGUCACUUAGUGGCGCUAAGUGAGUGCAUUUCGUUUUUGGUUCCGCAAGACUAACUGACCUAUCCAGCUGAAUAGUUCACAAAAAAAUUAUUUGAGCGAUUAAAUAUCCAGGAGAUUGAAAAUAGAAAAAAGAUCACCCGCAGACAAAUCUAAAGCUGCGAGGCGGCUUGACAUCAGCUCACUUAGGCCCCAUUUCUAUGACCAGAGCCCGUGUGUUUUAGGUCAGCGGAGACUAUAUGUGAAAGAAACCACUGUUUAGUUCUGCCUGGUUUCUUCCAAUGCGCUACAUGAUUUCGCCCUCAGUGCUUUUCCCUUUAAGAACGAAAGUCUCUAGGAAAGGUAAAAAUUUGGAAUAGGCCUGAAUUAUGAGGUCUGUUGCUUAUGCAUCCGUCUUUAUCGUAUUCUUGCAUUGUAGUAAAAAAAAGCUAAGUAAACAACUGAAAGACGAUGCUGAGGCUGUUAUUAUCGGCGGGGGAGUCCUGGGCACGAGUAUUGCCUAUCACUUGGCCAAAGCUGGAAUGAAAGAUGUGAUCUUAUUAGAGAAGUCAGAACUCACAGCUGGCUCAACUUGGCACUCGGUAAUGCUUUACAGUAAACGAAAAUGCCAUUUGUAAGCAUUAAGUUCUCAAGAUGGAUGGUAAGGACAAUUUAUUGAUGUAAAAAAGGAAAUGCACAAAAAAAGAUGUAUGGAUAAGGAUAAUCUUAAAGAACUGGAUUGCUAAAAAGAGAGAUGUUGACACGACUGAUUUAUCGUUAUUUAAUUAAGAAUUCGGUUGCCAAUACGAGAGGCUUUGUCGUCUUCAGCUAGAGGCGAUAUUUCAAGCUAUUGUAAAGGAGUUUAUGUACUACGCUGUCGAGAAAAGCAACAUAAUGAGACGUUUCUCUCAAACACCCUUUAUCCUUUUUUCCAGGUCGGUGUUACGUCUCACUAUAAUCCAGUGGUGAACAUGAAGCCUCUAACUCAUUACAGCAUGUCCUUGUACAAACAGCUUGGACAGGAAACUGGACAGGUCAGACUGAUCAUAAGGACAAUUUAAAUAAUGUUACUUUAGAGUUAAAGCUGACAUAGAAAGAAGACAUAGCAGAGAGACGGAAUUCUCCACAGAGCCCAUAUCCCGAAGAUAAUCUGUCUUGGCUUAGCUUAUGACUUAUCACAAUAGUCUCGCAAGAAUAGUAUUAUGAGUAUCCAGUGUGUUACUUCAAGGUUUUGUUAACGAACGUCGCAUGAGAACCUGGGAAAAAUUAGCGACCUGCAGGUAGUCAUUUCUAGAUUCCUCUGGGAUCUGCGGGAACCGAAAAGGUCGAGAAGAUUUGAAUAUAUCCUAAGGAAAAUUAACGUAGGAAGAAGGUCUAACGGGGAACACAGGUUCUUAGGCACGAUCUUCUCUUUCUUCAGUGCAGCAGAUGAUUGUGUUGUCCCGUUCGUAAUUCAGUCCCCUUUCAUUCCCAUAGCAUAUGUCACGGCUGAAAAGCAAAGCAACACUUACCCAUUUAAGCAAUGCUCAGUGAAAUUGAAAAAGAGGUAUAGGUUGCACAAAAUAUAAUCAAAAGUAUAUUUAUUAUAUAUCCCUUCCCACCUGAAAUGAAUUUUUAUAGAGUAAAUUUUGCAAAGUACUGCCAUGAUAUGGAAAGAUGAAUUAACGGCUAUGUCAUCGUAACUUCUAACUUACUGCUAGUUUAAGACUAAGUUAGCCUUUUGGAAUAAGUCUUUUAAACCCUCUAACUCCCAAGAUCUCAUUAGAAAUUCUUCUUACUUUCUACCUAUAGUUCUUGUGAUGUUAGUUUGGAGAAUUUGGUAUUGGAUCAACUUAUUGUCCCCUAUUUUAUAUUUUUUUUUAUUCUCAUCACUUAUCUGCUUGAUAUUGUGUUGAUAUUGUAAGGAGAAAUUUUUUCUUGGUCACUCAUGGGAGUUAAAGGGCUAAAAGAGAGCUAGUUGGUAACGUCAUCGAUUCCGGCGCUCCUUCCGGCUGUCUUCUCGGGAAGCAGUUAUGAGCGCUGCUUUUUCUUCCGGACGCCGGGAUAUUAGUGUUUCACAGAUCUGCAAUUCCCAGUAUUUUAAAGAGCCUACCUAAUUUUCACUUUUAUUAAUUUCAGUGGUUAAAGACGCAAUGAGAUUAAACUGCCUUAGCUUAGACAAACGCAAAUGACUGGGCCGACCAUACAGACACUACUUCUCUCGCUACUAAAUUUAAAUUCUUAGGCCGCAUUAUAAUCUUAAACGCAUCCAUAUACAGGACGUCGGGUUUCACAUGUGCGGCAGCAUUAGGAUUUGUACAACGCCCGAGAGACUAGAAGAGGCAAAGUAUCAGAUGCAAAGGCACGGUUGGAUGAAGGCACCACAAAGAUUAAUUACGACAGAGGAAGUAGCCCGAUUGCAUCCUCUUCUGUAUGUAGAUGACGUCCUGGGAGCUUUGUACUUCCCUGGUGUGUAUUAAAGUCGCGAAAAUGUAACAAUGGCUAGGAGAGGUUGAACACCGUUUCUUGCUUCUGAUAAUUAAAAACACGCUAGAGAAUGGAAAUUAAGAAAAAUACAAUCGGAAACAAAAAAUUUCCAGCAAGGCUAUUCAGGGAGCAGUCAUCUUUUUCUCCCCUGGAGGGUAGGAGGAUUUUGAUUGAGUCAUGAUAAAGUUUACCCGAUCCCCCCCGUGAGGCUCUGUAAAAUUCUUAUGACUUCGCCUCCCCCCCCCAAUUGGCGGUUAAUUGACGUUCAAAUCUCUAUAGUUCCCGCUCCGUGCCCUCUGAAACUAUGUGAUCACACCAACGUCUUCCGCCCCCCUCUUUCCCUUCCCCUUCCUGGUCUCCUUUCAUACAUUUUUCUGUCACAUACAUUGACUGUCCGAUAAUAAUUAGCUGUGUUUGCAAAGAUACAUCUUGCGUAUGAAUUUGAUUAAAGAUAAAAAGAUCGCAAAUUUACCUUUCAGAGGAUGGCUACAUUGAUCCAUAUUCCUUGACACAGGCCCUCGCGAAAGGGGCGCGGAUGUACGGGGCCGAGAUAUACAUGCCAGCUCCAGUCACUGGGCUAAACUUCAGAUCUGAUGGACGAUGGGAUGUGAAAACACCACACGGCACAAUUAGAGCUAAACAUGUUGUUAAUGCAGCUGGUAAUUAUAUGUUGAUGCGUGCAUUGCAUGAACAUUUUGGGGUAAUCUGUUUUCUUUGACGUUAAUAGUCGCCUGAGAUAUUGCGUUCUUAACCUCUAAGUCCCACAAGUAACCUAGACAGAAUUUCUCCUUACACUAUCAGUACGUUAUCAAGGAGACAGGUAAUGAGAAAAAGAAAAAUAUCAAUUAAGGGAUUAUUAGUUGAUUCAAUUCCAGAUUCUCCAAACUAGCAUCGUAUGAAUUGUAUGACAGACAGUAAAGAGAAUUACCAAUGAAAUCUUGGGAUUUGAAGGGUUAAGCGACAUCGUCUUUUUGUUUCGAGGUUUUUGGGGCAGAGAGAUUGGUCGCAUGGUAGGAACUGAACUUCCUUUGGGUGUGGUUCAUCACCAGUUUCUUGUAACGGGGCCUAUCCCUGAAGUGGCAAGUUUAAAGAGGGAGCUUCCUUUUAUGAGGGACCUGGAGGGUUCAACCUACACUCGUCAGGAAAAGCAAGGCAUUUUGUUUGGUUCUUAUGAAAGCGCAGACAAAAUGAAAAUGGAAGAAGGAUGGUGAGAAUCAAACACGUCAGCUCAUUUUUAUUCUUAUAAUCAUCUAAAAUUCGAUCCUGAGAAAAACUAUCGCAAUUCAAGCUAUUUAGCAACUUUUAAAAGUCCUCAAUUGGGACCUUAACCACCACGAAUCGUGUUUACCUUUUGUGAGGUGACGACAUAUUUGUUAGUGUAAGAUUAAAACCAACUGGAAUCAGUGUUGUCAUAUUUCCUUCUAAUCAGGGAUAAAUACUGAAUAGCUCAAGUGUAACUCAGAGUAAAUGUCAUUUGGCUUCGAGAAAUGUAAUUGUUUGUCUGAAUUAUCUAUAAAACUUGUUAACUGUUAACUAUCAACAUGGGCGAAUGAAAUUCAAUUUCGGAAUAUCAACAGGCAUCAUUUGUUUGUGUUUUCAGGCAAGCGAUGGAAAUUACGAGGUGCGCGCGAGUCGAACACGAAAAUAGGGGAAGGAGAGCAUGAAAGUUGAAUUACACUGUGAAAGCGCCGAAUGGUGUUUCUUUUGCGCUGCAUCCCCUGCGAAUGCCUCGCUCCGCGCGCUCGCCUCGUGUUCCCUCCGCCUGCCUGAAAAUGCAUAACAUAUAAUGACGCUUCUUCUACAGGGUUACGAGAAAAUGGCAUGCUGUUUUUUAUUUUGUUUUUUUUUCUUUAAGGUGGGACUGUGUCCCUGAGGGAUUUGGAAAGGAGUUAUUUGAAAGUGAUGUAGACAACAUCAGUGAUUACAUAACCAACUCAAUGAAGAGAACACCAGUGCUUGCCAAUGCUGAAAUAACAAGUACUGUUUCAGGACCUAUAACUUACGCACCAGACGCUAUUCCCUUACUUGGUCCCGAUGCAAAGGUACCUAACAUGUGGCUAGCUCUCGGGACAGGUUACGGGAUCGGUCUCGCAGGUAAAUGACGAUCGGCAAACGAGAUGAAACAAAAUAAAGUAACAACUCUAUGUAAAACAUUAUUACGCCGUUCAAAAUCAUCAGAGCUCUUUUUUCAAAGAAAAACCUCGAUUUUAUUAUAUGUUGCCUUUAUUUUAAUUACAAAGCAGAAACAAACCAUAUGGAUUGAAAUCAUGAAGCUAAAACUCAGGGAAAUGACUUGUUUAGCGGCAGCGUAAAGUGCAUUUGCAUUGAAACCUACAGCUGUCUAUAGUCAUUAUUGAGGCUUAUUAUUGUGUAACUAUUAUAGUCUAACCUGAUGGUUAUCAACUUAAAUUGUGCAGCCUGCGCAUGCGUGAGCCAGUCCCUUAAACUUCGUGUUUUGAUUUUAUUUUCAUUUCCUAUGUCUUCGUUGCAUUCUUCUUUCCUCAGGUGGGAUCGGUAAAUAUCUCUCUGAUUGGAUGAUUGAUGGAGAACCGCCGUUCGACCUUAUUGAAUGUGAGCCUGGUCGCUAUGGAAACUGGGCCUCCAGGGAAUACGUAUUAGCAAAGUGUCGAGAGACGUACGGUUUGAAUAAUCAGAUAAUGCAUCCUAAGUUAGAGAGGUGGGCUGGGCGCCCUGUGAGGACUAAUGGGAUAUAUAAGGUAACUGAAAUUUGACCAGAAAUUACCUAGCCUUUGUGGAUAGCGGUGUUAGACCUUGCGAGAGAGAUAGACUGUUUACAGGAAACUAGAGGAUGGAAAUAUGAGAAGACUCGAAACUGAAAUUGUCGAGGAUCUUUUUGAAAAACAUUUUAGAGACAUUUUAAGAAAUUUUGAAUUUCCCAAAAAUGUAAAAAAGAGUACUUGUUGUUUUACGAAGGUGAUUGAUGAUGGUAGGAACCAAGUGGAGUCCAAUUCGAUCUUUAAUCAUACAGAGAUUGACAAAAUCGGACGACCGCGAAAUGGGAGUCCGAUUUGUUAAUUACGAGUAUGAUUACAGACAGAAUUGGACGCCAAUAAGUCUUGUUACCUAUUAACCAUAGCCAUUUCAAUUUCCGAAAAAACAAAUACACCUAGAACAGAUGUCUCCAGUGGAGACAAUGUCUAUAGUUAAAAAUUCCUCCAUUUUGGAAAUUCCUCAGUUUUUCUUUGGAUAAGUGGUUGUUGCUAUGGUUAUUUGAUUAUUUCUUUGAUUGGUGGAUUCGCUGAGUGGACUUAGCAUGAUUGGCUGUUUCAACUGUCCGAUUACAGGUGUCCGAUUACAGCCAACUGUCCGAUUACAACUGUACUGAAUGAUAAGUGUAAAUGAAGCUGCGAAUGCACCAAUCAUAUUUGAGGAAUUUGUAAUGGUUAUGAUUAACUUUGGUAUACAAAUGACGCCCUCUCUGAUAGCAAUAUUGGAGUAUUUUCGCCUUUGCAAUCAUGUCACAAAGUGUAUACUGACAAAACUGAGAUUAUAAAUAUACGGUAACGAGAUAUUAUUUGUAAGAGCAAUGUCAAAGCAUAUACGUCUUGUACAGUAUGUUCUUUGCAUUGAUUCCUUAUUUAUCUCCUCAGAGACUUUGCGAGCGAGGAGCGCAGAUGGGACAACGUGCUGGCUGGGAGCAACCAAACUGGUUUGCGCACUCGGGGGAUGAGCCUGGGUUCAAGCCCAGUUUUCGAAGAACAAACUGGUUUGAGCCGGUUGGACGGGAAUGUGACUUGGUGCUGAGUAAAGUCGGUAUCAUAGACCUAACUCCUUAUGGGAAAUUUGAGGUCAAAGGAAGAGAUGCAGCUGACUUCUUGGAUAGGGUUUUUUCUAAUGAAUUGCCGAAAGUGAGUAUCGUUAUAUUAUAAAAUGUUAGGGCAUUAGAAUUAUUUUUUGACAAGGGGUCACCUUUUUUUGUCAAAAUGAACGUUUACUUAACCAAGAAUCAAAGAAUCAAACGUAUCCUCCAAACAUUAAGACUGACCAAUCACUAGUGACGAAUGCUACUUGAACCUUACAGACCAUUCCGUCCUGAUAGAACUGACCAGUUAAUGAUUCUCACCCAUAUUGUCGGAAUAUCAGUCACUAUUACUGAAUGCAUUACUUUCAGAACUAACCUUUCCUAGAAGAUCAAAUCAUUCGAUCCGUCAAUUUCUUUCUGUUCAGCUUUCAUCAUGUAUAAGUUUCUUAAUUUUCUUAACUGACGAUGUGUGUUCCGUUGUGGAAAUAUAUCGAUGGCAAUUUAAUAGUCUCAAACCAUAGUUUUCCUUCUAAACGAAGGUAAGUUAAGUUGAGUUAUGUCCUAUCUGCGCUUGUUAUAAUGCGCUCUUUGCUUUAAGGUGGGGUGCUCAAACAUAAACCACAUGCUGACACCAAAAGGUAAAGUUUACGCGGAAAUGACCGUCACCUGCUUGGCGUCGGAUCGUUAUCUUUUGGUCACGAGAAGCAAUACAGAGUUUCAUGAUCUCAGGUACUUUUGCAACCACAUGGUUAUCCUUCACUUAGAGAAUUUGAUCAGCGAAAAUGGAUUUCAUUUUUGUAUAUCUCAGGGAAGAGUCUGAGAAAUAGAUAAGUUAAACAAAAGUUGGAUUUUAGCAGUGACACAUCCGCGAGGUUUGGUUCAUGGUCCCGUGUUUCCAAGGUGGAUGAAUAUUUCUGAGGGUUGAAUACUGCAGAGAAAGAAGAGUCAAAAGAAAAACUCAAACGUGACGCCAGGCCUGGGAACCGACCUUGAGCCUUCGCGUCAUCUCUGCAUCUCCGCUAUCUCUGCUUUCCCAAUGUUAAAAUUUUUUUAAGUUAAAAUUUUCAUUCACCCCCAAAAGCACCUAAAGGAGAAUGCGCUGAUUUCUGUGGGUGUGGCAGAGAGGGAAGGAAGAGUCGUGAGGCUGACUUUACCCCUCUUUGUGCUCAUUUCAUGUGCACAAAGGAAGCAGGAGGAAGUGCAGAUAACUUGGAGUUACCUUCAGUGCCGUUGGCCUGAAUACAACCAUUUACCAUCUUUUGUAUUAUAUUUAUUCCUGUGUUCCCUUUGAUUAUCAUUCACACAAUGAAAAUAACUUGGUAGCUGUGCUAACACUAAGCUGUUUUUGCACAGAUGGUUGUUGGCAAAUCAACGCAAAAAUAAUUAUGAUAUCGUCAUCACGAAUAUCACUGAUGACGUGGCCUGCCUGGGCAUCGCGGGGCCUCGUUCACGCGACGUUCUAUCAAAGAUGACAUCAUCAAACCUAAGCGAUGAAAGAUUUCCAUACUUGGCAUAUCACAACUUAGAGCUUGAAGGAAUCCCCGUGCAGGCUAGUCGAUUUUCUUUAACAGGUACAUUAUUUUAAAAUUUUUCUCGUUCUCUUACAACUUUCCCUUAGGAAAGGUGUGAGCACAAGUUGAAAGGUAUGAUGUACUUAAGUUUGAGGGGAAAAUGCUGGUUUUGUAUAGCCGGGCUCGGCCUAUGAUUUUGUCUUUAAAUUAUUCAUUCAUGAGUUUACUUAUUUCUAGGUCGAUGCCUCUACGACUGCCUUAACUGUUUUAUGCCAAUUGAGCUAUUUAUUCACCUGACCACAUUUGAAACUUUUGGUAUAUAGCGCUUAAAGUUUUGAGGGCAAUGAAUUUACAUUUUUGAAAGCUGUUAAGAUGAGGAGUUAACCUAUCAUGAUUAAUAAAUAUUCCAUCAGUAAGUCGUUUUAAGGCUGCUUCAAAAUUUACUUUUACGUUUUAUCCAAGGUGAGUUGGGAUGGGAGUUAUUUCAUAUGAAGGAACACACAGCAGAUUUGUACGAGGCUCUGUUAGCAGCUGGUGAGGAUCACGGCAUUGGAGACUUUGGCACGUACGCCUUAAAUUCCCUCAGACUGGAGAAAGGGUUCCGCCUAUGGGGCUUUGAGGUAUUGCAAAACGUAGCUUAACCUUACGAUGUAAAUGCAGCUAUACUCUAACACCAUUUACUCUUUCCCUCUUUAUGCGCCAAAGGAGAAGGAGAGAAUAAAAGUUGGCAGCAUAAGUUUUCUUUGGUUUCCUCCGGCACGCCCUGUUUCGUCACGCUAAAGGUUUCAGUCACAUUCUCUGCCUUCAUUAUUACUUUUAUCGAAGAACGUUCCAGUAAUCCUUGCAGGCUUUUAUGCGGCAUUUUUUAAACAGCUAUUGCAAUUUUCUUCGCAGAUGAAUACUUCAACUACCGCCGUUGAAGCAGAUUUAAUGUCGUUUAUAAAGUUAGACAAGGUAAGGUUUUUAUCAUUAGAAAGGCUGAUCACAUUCAGAGGCAUUCUACCGAAUUCCUGACUUAUUCAUGCAUUUGCAUAGGGUGUUGAAUUCAUUGGACGAGAAGCUCUCCUUAAAUUGAAAAGAGAUGACUGUGAGCGUGUCUUAUGUUUCAUGACGGUGGAUACAACUGAUGUGGACCCCGAGGGAAACGAAACUGUUUGGAAUGGCAAAAAAGUGAGUAUGACGACGGAAGAAUCGUCGUUUACAUUUGCUUCUGUCAUUGGCUAAGAUAGACUUGAUGAUAACUUAUUUUUUUCUGCUAUCAAUUCCAACAGGUUGUAGGAUUUACCUCAAGUGGUUCCUACAGCUAUCAGCUUAACAAGAGUAUAUGUUUCGCCUAUCUACCUCCUCCUUUAACUGAUCUGGGCUCUCGAGUAGAAGUGGAAAUGUUGGGAAGCAGAUAUCCUGGAGUUGUUGUGAAAUACCCAUUGUUUGAUGCAGAACCGUUCGCGUGAAAGAGACGUACGGAGAAAAAAAGAGAUAUCCGGUCCCUUACAUUCUAGGAAACAAAGGCGGUAGCGUUGGAUCUCAUUACAGCACGUAAUAGGUUCUGCCUUCUCUCGAAAGUGACGAUGAGGCAUUGCUACUCGACGAAACUAGUAAUUGGCAGCCUAGGUCUGUGGAAAAUGAAGAUUAAUUAGAAAAUGAAUUAAAGAAUUGAUGAAUACCGACGCAUUCAACCGCAAAAGCUGACGCCUUUUAUUCGAACCCCUUCAGAUGUUGCAUGUGCUGUAUUUUGCCCCGGAG
Molecule: messenger RNA, 10197 nt
Organism: Pocillopora meandrina
Lineage: Eukaryota; Metazoa; Cnidaria; Anthozoa; Scleractinia; Pocilloporidae
Source: the annotation of a GenBank genome assembly